AAAGCCCAUAAGGAUACACGUCCAAGCUAAUUAAUAAUACUAUUAAGCCUAGUCGCUACAACACAGUUAUCACAAUUAUCUAUUGCUGAGCGUAAACAAUGGCCGCAGGUCAAGGGGAAGAAUUCGUCUACAGAAUUAGCACUGCUGAGGAAUGGGAAGCAUUGCAAAAGAAUGGAUCUGUUUUUGGCGGUGACUUAGACAAAUCCUCUGGUUUCAUUCACCUCAGCUCCCUUCAUCAGGUGAAGCCGACACUGCAGAAUUUUUUCUCCAACGUCAAGCUGGAUUUGUACCUUCUUCAAAUUGAUGCUAAGAAGCUUGGAGAUGGAUUGAUAUAUGAAGUUGUAGAUAGUUCCAACAGCUUCCCGCACUUCUAUGGCCCAUCUCGAAGCUUUGCUCCUCUUCCAUUAGAUGCAGUUACAAAAGCUGAGAAGCUAUCGGUAGUAGAUGGCCAAUUGAGCUGCAGUUUACUGAAUUAGCGCUGAUGAUUCAACAGCUUCCUGCACUUCCAUCGUGUGGAGAUAAUGUACACAUUGGAUUUGGAUGUAACUAUACAAUGUUAUGCCAUUGUAAUACUUCACUCCUAAUAAUAGCAAUGGUGUGUGUGUAUUAGUUGUGGUUUUAUCCAUUGUACUUCUGGGACUCCAUCUCUGUUCACACCCUGUAUCAGGGCUUGAAGAAUUUUGUUAUUUCGAUUUUUGAGUCAAUUUACUUGAGCAGUAAAGAAGCAGGUUGAGCCUGUUUUCUCAGCCUGUAAAAGUUUCUUGCUAAAAA
Molecule: messenger RNA, 771 nt
Organism: Gossypium arboreum
Lineage: Eukaryota; Viridiplantae; Streptophyta; Magnoliopsida; Malvales; Malvaceae
Exons: 3
Coding region: 99-476 (125 amino acids)
Source: RefSeq, a predicted model, not a curated record